UCUGAAGUGUAGUGUCUAAAAUAUUCAGUCAGUGGUUGAUCUGCUCUAGGGUUGCUUCCACCCUGAACCAUCCAAAUAUGCUUCCAUUUUGUUGAUCUUCAAUCUCUAUUCUCAGCUCAAUUUUAUCUAAACAACAAGAAAAGUACAUAAAGAAAAGUAAAUGAUGGCUGGAAAUGCUUUAGUCCAUGUAUCAACAAAUUCUACUAUGUUUCCCAUCAUACCCACUAGAAAAAACAUGUUGGGUGAUCGUUUGUUUUGUACAAAAACACAAAUCAGGCCUAAAAAUCAAACCUUUAGUGUUAAAUCAAUGUCUGCAAAUACGGCUCAUAAUCAAGAACAAGAAGAACAACAACCAGCAUCAUCUUCAGGUCCACUCUCUGUUAUUCUUGAUGUUCCAAGAAACAUAUGGAAACGAACUAUGCGUCCAUUGAGUGAUUUUGGGUUUGGAAAAAGGAGCAUUUGGGAAGGUGGGGUUGGGUUAUUUAUCGUUUCGGGUACUGUUUUGCUGGCAUUAAGCUUGGCUUGGUUGAGAGGGUUUCAGUUGAGGUCUAGGUUUAGGAAGUAUUUGGCUGUGCUUGAGUUUGAGCAAGCUUGUGGCAUUUGUACUGGCACACCUGUUAGAAUCAGAGGAGUAAAUGUUGGUAAUGUGAUUAAAGUCAAUCCUUCCUUGAGAAAUGUUGAAGCUGUUGUUGAGGUUGAAGAUGAUAAGAUAAUUAUUCCUCGAAACUCGUUAGUUGAGGUGAACCAGUCAGGUCUUAUCAUGGAAACCAUGAUUGAUAUCACACCUCGAGAUCCAAUCCCAAUACCUUCUGCAGGGCCCCUGGAUCCGGAUUGUGUUAAGGAGGGUCUGAUAAUUUGUGAUAGGCAAAAGAUAAAAGGAGAACAAGGGGUUAGUUUAGAUGCAUUAGUUGGAAUAUUCACACGACUUGGCCGUGAAGCAGAAGAAAUUGGUUUGUCCAACACCUAUGCUUUGGCUGAGAGAGCCCUAAAUGUUGUUGAGGAGGCACAACCGCUUCUUACAAAGAUUAAAGCCAUGGCUGAGGAUGUCCAACCUAUGCUUGCUGAUGUUCGUGAUAGUGGCUUAAUGAAGGAAGUUGAGAGUUUAACCCGAAGUCUGGCACUAGCAUCUGAGGAUAUAAGGAAAGUGCACUCCACGGUCAUGACUCCUGAGAACACUGAAUUGAUACGGAAGUCCAUAUAUACGCUGGUCUUCACUUUGAAGAAUGUUGAGAGCAUUAGCUCCGACAUUUUGGGAUUCACUGGUGACGAAGCUACUAGGCGCAAUUUGAAAAUGCUCAUCAAAUCGCUAAGCAGGUUAUUGUAAAGUUGAUGGAAUGUUGAAUCUGCUUAAUGGCUUGCAAUAUUGGCCCGAGAGGUUCCCGAAAGACCAAGGAAGAUACUCUAUUUGAUACUCUAUUUGACACUGAUAGUCCCUUGGUCUACGGAUUAGAUAGGGUUUAUGGGUUGUUUCUGCUAAUCUGGCUGGUAGUUACAACAUUGAUCUGUAGGAUUUUAAGGUGUGAAGGCUUCCUUUUUCACCUUGUUCUGUGAUAGAAAUUGCAAUAUAAAUGUCAUUAAAGAUGGUUUCACAAAUGACAAGUAUGAGAUUGAAUUUUGAUUCUUUGGUCA
Molecule: messenger RNA, 1629 nt
Organism: Lycium barbarum (goji berry)
Lineage: Eukaryota; Viridiplantae; Streptophyta; Magnoliopsida; Solanales; Solanaceae
Product: protein TRIGALACTOSYLDIACYLGLYCEROL 2, chloroplastic
Exons: 5
Coding region: 161-1324 (387 amino acids)
Cellular component (GO): chloroplast inner membrane
Molecular function (GO): phospholipid binding; lipid carrier activity
Source: RefSeq, a predicted model, not a curated record